Molecule: messenger RNA, 2719 nt
Organism: Copidosoma floridanum
Lineage: Eukaryota; Metazoa; Arthropoda; Insecta; Hymenoptera; Encyrtidae
Product: 43 kDa receptor-associated protein of the synapse homolog
Biological process (GO): positive regulation of neuromuscular synaptic transmission; synaptic transmission, cholinergic
Cellular component (GO): neuromuscular junction; plasma membrane
Molecular function (GO): acetylcholine receptor binding; protein-membrane adaptor activity
Source: RefSeq, a predicted model, not a curated record
AGCUCGAUGACCUCUGCCGCGGCGACGGGUGACCGGCUCUGCCAGAUGGAGGCCAUGGACGGGGCGGCGCGGUGCCUCGAGUUCUUGCGGCUCCAGCACAAGAUCUGCAACUGCAAGCCCCUCGAGUUCAACACGAGGCUGCACGAGGUGGCCUCGAGCGUCGGUGCCAAGCUGCUCAUGAGGACGGUGCGCUGGAGGCUGGCGCGGAUCUACGGCUCGUUGGGAGACGAGGAGCAGAGGGUCCACUACGAGCGCACGGCCAGUUCGCUCGAGGAGGACCUUGAGUUGCGCUGCGGUGGCUGCAACGAGCCCUUCGGCCUCGAGCCCGACUCCCUCGAGGCCCUGCCCUGCAGCCACAUUCUGCACGCCAGGUGCGCGUACGACAUUCUAAAGAAGCGCGACAAGAAGAAGAAGCGCACCUGCCCAGACUGCCACAAGUCGGUGAGCUCGCGGCUGUACCUCCACUGCGACGACACCCACGACAUCAACCCGCUGAAUCACAGUUCCUUGAGCCUCGCGUCGCUAAAAGCCAGCAGUCUCGCGACCCUCGAGGAUUGCCACGCCACGAGCAGCGUUUAAUCAACUCGCCCUCCUUUUUUUCCUUUCUCUUCUUUUCUUUUUCGUCAUUUCAUUCUUCGAGGCCAACUUUGUCGACGAUCUACCGCCGGGACGACACGCAAGGCUCUCUCGGGACUUUACGGUUCUUUCAUUAUUCCAGAGAGUUAUGGAAUCCCGCCGAGGACGAGCUGCUUCUUUAGCCAAGGUUACGCGGGACGCGUGCAUUUUUGACCAGAUUAAAGCUGAUGGAAUAACUUUCGUGGUAGAAUUGGCUUUGCGGCGCCCGCGUGGGCGGUACAAUGUACGUCUCGCCUGAAGGAGCGUGGAAUUUCGGUGCAUGAAAAUUCUCUGGUUGGACCGAACAUGUAUACCGUCAAAGAUAACUAGAGUAUUUUUUUUUUUUUUUUUGCUUUCCUCGUGAUAAAUGUAUAUGAAAAAGCAUCGAGCGCGCGUGGCUAUUUCAACGGGAUUAUUUUGAUCCAAUAGAGAAAAAGAUCAUCGAGGGGUGGGAAAAAUUUUUCGCUCCGUUGUUAAUAUUUGUUGGGUAUUAAAUUCAAUAGACGUUUCGAAACGUGCCAAUGUGAAACAUGAAAAUUUGCCAAACUUGUACUACAGAGCACUGUAACUUUGCAUUUAACGUAUGCAAGUGGUGCUGUAUAUAUUUUAUUUUGCGAAAAAUACACAACCAUGUUCGGACAAUUUUUGUUGUUGUUUUGGUCAUUUGUGACGAAUUUGUUAUUUGACGCGAGCAGCAGUUGUACCUAUGGUAAUAAUUCAAACAAUUUAUUAAUCGAAAAACGAAAAAAGUGUUAAAAAAAGACAGAUCGUUACUUUACAAGAAAAACCGCAGGCAUUCCACGAAAAUAUAUACGUGUACAUGUAUAAAAGCAUAAUGUGAGGUGCACGCGAGUGCUCAAAUACAUAUAUAUAUAUAUCUAGAUGUAUAUAAAUAUUUUUUACACACGAUAACAUUGAUUGUAAAGCUAAGAAAUGGUUAAAGAAAAAAAGGUAUAUUAAAUAAAUUUUAAAAAAUAAAUAAAAAUAAACGAUGCGGAAGACACACGUUAAUCAGUGAUGCGUGGACACGAGUAUACUUGAAAAACAAAAAACGUCAACGAAUAAGCAAAAUCACAGCCCUUCGGAAGAGCUUCACUCUCGAGUUCAUGACAUAUUGAAAUACUACAACUACAAAAAAUGAAUAAUUAGAAAAUAAAUAUUAUGCAGAUGUUACACUUCCCGUCCGAGUCACAUCUUGUUGUUAAAGGUAUUUAUAGCAAAAGAAAACUUAUUGGUGCAAUAACUUGUAAAAAUUAUAAUGAGGUUGUAAAUGUUAUCAUCGUAAUCUACCUAUUAAUCGAUGAUGUCAAUUAAAUUUUUAGUUACAUACUCGAACAAACAACAAAAAUUAGAUAAUUUUUUUUUUUUUCUUUUACAUUAUAAAAAAGGAUUUAACUCAACUAAAGUUGUUUGGGAUUCCCUUUGGAUAGAUAGAUGGAAAAUUUGUGGAAUUCACUUAUUGUAAACGUGUCCUGCACUAUGUUAUGCAAUUAUUUGGAGAUUUUCGAAAAAAUUUCAAACGGCGUACACCGUACAGCAAGCAUUUCACGUCAAAACGAAACUUGAUAGUGUUUAAAUGUGUUCUAUGAAAAAUCAUCUUCCAAAGAUGAAUCAAAUUUUACUGAGUAAUAGUUUGAAUGAUUUUUAAUACCAAGGAUAAUUAAAUUUAUAAUAGCAGUAGUGUUUACAGUGUUGCAAUUAGUUUAGAUGUAUCAUAUCGUUGUAUCUUGUAUUGUUAUAAUCUUCAAGUGAUUUACGUAGUAACUGGUAUUUUAAAAAUUUAUUAAUUAUACAUUGGUAGUUUUUUAUGCAAUUUGUACUUUUCUAGGAAAAUUUUUUGAAAGUCAAAACAUUUGAAUUUGGAGUAUUCAAAAAAAUUUUUUUGAAAUAUUUCAAAAAUGCUUGUAGAAAUCGUUCUGACGUGAAAUGCUCAUCUUAUAUUGUAUACGUAUACUUUAAGGGUAUGAAAAAAAGGUCUAACAAACGAGUAAGCCAAGCACACAAUUGAAUACAAUUGUUCGAAUCAUCACCUGAUGCCCCAAAAGUGAAAAUUAAGAAAAAAAAGUAAAACGGAUUGAAAAAUUUCACGAUGUAUCUGUAAUGU